AUGCAAGCUAGACGGACGCCCUCCCCUUCGCUGCCGCCGCCCUCCUCUCCCCCAACAGCUCCCCACUACCUAGGCGAGCCCUCGACUCCGUCCGACGAUCGUGAACCAGUCUCGCCGACUUGGACUGCCCCAUCCCCGUCUCGCACGCUAGGGCAUUCGAGCCCAGAGCUGCCUCUCCUUCCCUCCUUCUCCGUACUAGGCAAUCCCCCCCGCACACCAUCCACCGCUGCGAGGCGCGAGCGAACCGACACUUCGUACUACACGGCAAGCUGGGGCAGUCCGUACCGACACCCUCCGCCAACCUUCGACCUUGGCCGUCAAGUCUCGGCUAAUUUUGGCAGCGACGACUUUGACGAGGAACCCUCUGGUCUCCAGUUUGGCCUUGACCAUCUGCUCCCGUCGCGACUAGAUCUCGAGGCCGACUCGCCCAACAGGUUCAACCUCGAGCAUCUCAUCCCCUCUUUGGACCGCAACGUAUCGCCGAACCGCUUUACGCUCGAGCAUCUAAUUCGAUCUCGCCUGCCCAGCCUCGACCCUCUGACAAGAGAAGAACGGGAAUCUGGCAGCACUCCUCGACCAUCUGAUUCGAACCCUACAUCGGAAGAGUGGGUUCAACGGUUUCUCGAGGAGCGUUGGAAUCGCGAGACAAACGACUGGCGGAGCAACGACAGUGAUACCGAAGGAUCAGCGGGCGAUCAGGACAUACCAUUCGUCCCCCCACCGAAGCGAGGCCACCAAGCCAGAAACAAAAACAAGACACUGAACCAGCAGGACUUCUGGCGCCACUUUAGCAAGGACCAGAAGGAAGCACUGGGCAAGAUGAUGGCCUCCAAAUACGCGGAACCUGAGCCCGCGGGUUCCCAAAGGCAAACUUCAGGCUCCCAGACAAAUGGACACAGCGUAUCGGGCGAGAAGACGCCGAUUCCAACACCUUCAAAAGCAACCCAGCCAGCGAAUGAGACCCCUGCCAAGAUGGGCAAUGGUGAUACCGCAAAGCUGCCAGACCAGGAAUCGUCGACAAGCAGGCCAACCUCCAGCACCCAGGCAAGCUCAUUCCUUGCUCCCCCAAAUACUGCGCCUGCGCAUCCGAGAAUGCGUAAGAAGGUGAUUGUGAAAGGAAAGGGUUGCAUCAUCUCUAUACCGCGCGAUAUUCCUAGAGGCAACCCAGGCUAUCCUCCUAAGCCAAUGAGUGAAGAAACCGUCAACGCGAAGCUUAGGCAACUCGAGCAGCAAGGCUACGAUAUCCGGGGCUUCAGCACCGGCGGCCAGGAGACACAUAACAGAGCCAUCUGGCCAAUAGAAGCUGAUGUACAAGCAGAGCGUGCCAAUUCGGGUUCGAAAUUCAAAGUACGCGUAUCUAAGGAAUCGGAAUGGAAAGACUACCAGAACUCUUUGCUCGAGGCAAAGCUUGCAGCACUCGGUGUCAGCAUGGGCGGCGAGGAAGACAUAGCUCUUCCUCUUUCACGCCAGACAUCCUCGCAACAACAUCCAGGAACGGUCUUCUCUCCACCUCUGCCUACCUCAUCUGCUGGUAGCGCCCGCAUGGCUAGGCCUGGCAGCAUCGCAUCAAUUGGGUUCCCAUACGUCCCGUCUCCUGGACACAUGUCACGGCAGUCGAUUGCUUCUCCUGCGGCUUUUGGAAACCCUCGUGCAAACAUGCAUAUGCAUCGUCAUUCCACUUUUGGGUCGCCUGCCAACUUCGCUCAACAUGGUUAUUCACCUUCGGGUACAUGGUCACCAAGUGGUUACUUCAAUGCUCAGGAUGGUCGCACCGCAUCUCCUGCUCUUGCAAUGAACCGUCCAGAUCUGGCUGAGCUCAUCUCGCCCCGCUCGCCAUUUGGUAUGGGCCAGCAGAUGCCUAUCACACCAACGCAGAGACACGAUUUCCAGCUACAGAUGCAAAUGCAGCAGCAGCAACUUCAGGCCCAGCUUCUUCAACAACAACAGCAGCAGCAGCAGCAACAAGUCCUUAGUAUGCGACCCGCAUCCACGCUUGCUGAAGUACCUGAGGACGAGGAUGAGGAAGACGAAGUACCGCCCAUGAAGCACGCCACUCAAACCAAGACUGAGAUUGCUGUACCCACUCCCCGGGGCCAUCGUCACAACAUUAGCGAGAACCUGGAACGCGAGGCAGCUAACGAAGAGUAUCACUUGGAAGAGGCCAUUGAUAAGCAGUUUGCCGAAGGUGGAGACUUUAGUACGGAGCCAGAGACUAAUGUCCCAUUGAAGCAUUCCAAUGCUGUGGCCAAACCCAAGUGGGAGGAAUCUCGACCAAUCUUGCACCAGCCUCAGCCACACAGCAGGACUCACUCGCUCGCACAAUCGCAAAACCCCGUCUCCUUUUCGUUCCCAGCACAACAGACACCUGCUUCCGACAGCGACGGCGCGCGUACGAACCUUUCAGAAAACACCAAUCCCAGUUUGGAAGAUGGAGAGGUCCGCAGCGCCGACCAGGGCUCUGUGCAGCAUUCCAAGGCGCCCUCGCAAGUCAGCAAUUCUUGGAAAGACAACAAGUUCGCCUUCAACAAGCCUGCAUCCUCCACGCACAGCAAGCAUACCUCGCGCUCUUCCAUUUCGAAGCUCAAUGUCGAAGCCAAGGAGUUCAAGUUCAACCCGGCAGCGUCCUUCAGCCCUGGAUCUUUCUCGUCCGGCUUCAGCUUCGCACCUGCCGUCAAGCCACCUGCGGAGCAAAGUGUCCAUCAGACAAACAAGACGAGCAUGGACGGAAUGGCCAACUUCAAUGCCUCUGUGCCCGCGUUCAAGCCAGAGGCACCCACGUUCAAGCCAGACGCCCCUGCGUUCAAGCCUACUUCAAAUGGCUUCGACUUCUCAAGUCCGCCAUCAUUCAAGCCCGAUGCGCCUGUAUUCAGUCCUGGAGGGUCGACAUUUGAUCCCAACAAGACCGCUCCUGCACCAACGAGCUUCUCCUCCAAGAUCUUUGGAGAUGUCAACAUCUCUGCUAAUGAUAUCAUCAAGCCAGCUACCCGCUCCAAGGCUGUUCCUAUUGUCAGGCCGGAUAACACGCGUCAGCCAACGCCCAAAGAGCAGGAAGACCGUAUGGAUGAAGCUGGCCGGCCCAUGCAAGCUGAUGGUCGCGAGAAACGUGUGCGUCGUGAUCGCGCUGACGGUGACGACGUGCCCAAGUUUGCUCUUCAGCCAAUCCUCGCCUCGCAGCCUUUGGCGGAAGUCAAGGAGCCGAAUGCUAUCACUGUGGAUGCCAAGGUUACACGCGAGAGCCCUGCUGAAGACAAGGAGAACCGCUCGCCCGACAGCAAGCAGGCUAAGAUCAAGUCAAAGACUCCGUCACCGCAGCCCCAACAGCAGGAUACAAGGCCAUUUGAGCCCAUUUCCCCUGCUCCUGGAAGUGAGCAAGGCGCAGACGAGGAGACACAUGCUAGUGACAUACCCACUCCCACCACUGAGGAACCCGAACCAACGACCAAGAAACAUAGCCACAAGAGCACUCUCUCCGCCAAUGCCAAACCGUUCGAGUUCAAGCCCCAGUUCAGCAACGCUGGCUACGAUUUUGGUUUCCACGUUACAAAGCCUUCUCAAGCCGAGGAACCUGCGAAGGCUCGGCUAUCGCCUGCAAGGAUUACUAGCAGGAGCCCAGCAACUACUUACCGACCCAGCGAUGACGGUUCAUUCAAGACGGCCAUGGAGUCUGGCAGACAGACCCGUUACCGUGAGAACGAGAGCGUUGAUUUCGAUAAUAUCGGCGAGGCUUCGUUUAACGACAUUGAUGCAGUCAUGAAGCAUAUGGACGGAGAGGGCUCGGACUUUGGCGUCGAGCGUGAUGAGACAUCUUGGGAUCACUCCUCUCCCCAGAGGACGCCACACGUGUUUGAGCGCCACGACCUGCAGCCAAACUUCAAGCUGCGUAGUGACGCACCUAGCCCCAGCCCCCGCCGGGGAUUCAUUCCCGGUCCCGCAGCAUCAACGCUGGAUCCGUUUGACAGUGAGAGGGCUGCGCUUUCGUACCAGUCUCCUGUGCGUGAGGUGAACAACGUUGAUGACGGACAUCUCAGCGACUGGGAUGAUGAUGGCCUGUUGAGCGAGGACGAGAACAAGGUCCAGACGCGCAGUGGCUUCUUCGACAAACACGUUGAUGAGCUUAUGGGUCGUCUCCUGCAAGACCGUCUUAGCCCGCUGCAGCAAAACUUGCAAGGCAUCCAGCAAGCACUUGUAGCCAUGACACAACGCACGCGACGUGGGCGUCGCAGCAUGUCUACCAGCGAACGUCUGGACAGCGAUGCAGAUGAUGAAGACGAUGAGAUUGGUACUGAGGCAGACUACCGCAACAGAUCUCGAGGCAAAGACAAGAAGCUGGAGAAGAUCAGGUCGAUCGUCAUGGACGCACUUGAGGUGCACCAAUCACAGAUCACAUCGUUGCCGGUGCCGGUACCAGUAGCGGAACCAAUCAUCCCUGAGAAAAUCAGGGACAUUGUCACCGAUGUCAUCACACAACACCAGCCACCUGUGCAACACGUCGAACCUAUUUCUGUUGACCAGAUUCGCGCUAUUGUUCAGGAUGCCAUCGCUUCGAGCAAGGCAGCACCAGAGUAUCCCACCGAGACUCUCAAGGCCGAAGACGUCCGAUCCAUUCUUGCCGACAUGCUCGCGUCUCAUGCUCCUCAGCCUGUGAGGCCUGACGACAUCAGGUCGAUUGUUAUGGAGGCGUUCGAGACUCACGCUCCUCAGCCAUUGCCGGCACCAGUUCCUGAGCAAAUCUGGCCAGAUGACCUCAAGGCCAUUGUCGCAGAAGCGAUUGCGUCUUCUCACACCCCGCCUCCGCCGGCACACACUGCGGAUUCUGUCCAGCCGGACUUGAUCCGCUCCAUCGUAACCGAAGCAUUGGCAUCUCAGAAGCCUGCCGCCACUCUAGAGGCACCUGUCAAUAUUCCCCAGCCAUCGCUUGAAAUGUCUGAGAUGUACCAGAUUAUUGGUAGCCUCAAGGCUUCUAUUGCGCAGACCACCAGUCAUCACCUGCAAGCUGAAGACGUUCGUGAGCUCAUCGACGAUGCUUUCAAGCGUCAGAACAUGGAGACUGCGAAGCUCGAGGAGUCCAAAGCUAUCCAAGAGAGGGAUGCACGCAUCGCCGACCUCGAGGACAUGCUCAAGGAGGCUACUCUUCGCUUUGAUACCGAGGCCGAAGCGCGCAAGGCUCUUGAGGCCCGUGAAGUCGACUCUGCUCGCCUUCUCAAGGUUACUGAGGAAGAGCUUACCCUUCUCCAGCAAGCCGCUCGUGACGAUGAGAGGAAGAUUCGUUCUCUGACAGAGGAACGUGAUGAUCUUCGCCGUAGUUUCGAUACUCUCAAGAGUAACGAAGAUGUAUUCCGUGACAGGAUUUCCACACUUGACGGCGAGAAUGAGCGGCUCAAGCUUACAAAUAUUGCUUUGGAAAGCUCUGAAGAGGACCUUAAGAAGAAGCUGGAUUCUGUUACCGCUGAGAACGAGGCACUGACAUUUACACUGGAAGAGCACCGCCUCUCUGCCAAUAAGUGGCGUGGCGACCUCCAGGUAGCCCACGAGGAAGCAGAGCAGCUCCGCAAGGCCAUCGGCGAGUCACGUUUCCAGGCCGAAGAGGCUACUCGUGUCCGUGAGUCUAUGCGUGUCAAGUUUGAGAAACUCCAGCAAGAUAUGGUUGCUGCCUCCCAGCAGGUUGCAGCUGAACGCGCUCAAUGGCAGAAGAACGAGGAGGCAUCUGCAAGCAAGUACGAGGUCCUUAGCGCACGUAUUGAGGCUGAAGGUCGCACACGCGAGCGUCUUGAGAGAGAGCUCGAGCGCCUUGAGACUCAGGAGCGUGAGGGUAUGAAGCUCAGGUUCCACCUCGAACAAACCCAGAAGCACAACUCCAGGCUAGAGGAGACUAUCCAACAGCUGAGGAAGGAGACUGUGGAGCACCAGAGGAACGCUGAGCGCUACGAGCGCGACAUGCGUGAAGCGAGGGACGCUGCUCACGUUGAGAUCCGCCGCACCCGUGUGCUCAUGGAGGCCGAUAUCGAUGCCGCCAACAACCAGGUCAACAUUGUUCGCCACGAGCUCGAGAGCGAAAUCAACCGUGUCCGUGCCGAGCUGGACCAAGUUCGCAUGGACGCAGAUACUGCCAAGGAGAAGCACGAGCUUGACUUGGAGGCAGCCUCUGAUGCCAAGAAGCAAGCGGUUCAAGAAGCGAUCGAGAAGCAGAAACUCAGCAUGCAAGAACAGCAGCGUGCGUUUGAGCGUCAACUUGCGCACGUCAAGCACGAGCAUGCUCGUGCUCUCGAGUUUGCACGUGAAGACAAGGAUCGCGCUGAGGCCUUCCACAAUGACAAGCUUGCUUUGGCUGACUCCAAGCUCGACCACUUCAAGGACAAGAUCUCCCUGUUGGAAGAGAAGCUACAGGUUGCAAAGGAAGCUGCCAAUGCUGCGGUUGCCGCUGCUUCCAAGUCACCAACCUCUUCUUCCUUUGGUCUAAGCAGCUCUGACAAGAUUUCCACCCAAGCACUGCGCGAAUCCAUUGCUGUUCUACAAGAGCAAUUGCAAGAGCGUGAGGGACGUAUCGAGUCGCUUGAGCAGCAACUCGAAGAGGUUGAUACUGAGGCACCAGCCAAGCUCAAGGAGCGCGAGACCGAGAUCAACUGGCUACGUGAGCUCCUCGGUGUACGUGUGGAUGAUCUGAACGACCUGAUCACCGCUUUGGCUCAGCCAACUUUCGAUCGUGAGACUGUUCGUGACGCCGCAAUUCGCAUCCGCACAAACUUGCAGAUGGAGCAGUCAGAGAAGGAGCGCCUCAUUUCUGGUGGACAGCAGUCCUUCCCCACGCUCAGCACGUUGUCCAACUUUGCCUCACCCAAGGCAGUCCAGCUUGCUGCUGCCAUUGGCAACUGGCGCAAAGGCCGUGGAGAGGCUACCUCCGCCCUUGCGGGAAAGUCUACCACCGCACAACGCACCCAAACACCAUCGCGGCCCCAAUCUCACUCCGCACAGUCCUUUCUCUCCGGCCUCAUGACGCCGCCAACCUCCAACAUGCGCCGUAACCUCGAAGUUCCUUCCGCUUCUCAGCGCCCACAAGACGCCCGCUCGAACUCGAUGAGCUCGCACGCGUCGACUGAAGUUGGUUUCCCUGUUCUUGGAAAGCAGCCCCGCACACCACCUCUAAUGAGGAAGCAGGCUUAUGACCAAGACGCGGACAUGGAGCCAUGGAGCGAGAGUGGCUUCUACGAAGACGAAAGCGCCAUUGAAGAAGGUGAACUCACGCCUUUGGCGCUCAACUUUGGAAGGGAACUCAGGCAAUGA
Molecule: messenger RNA, 7278 nt
Organism: Bipolaris oryzae ATCC 44560
Lineage: Eukaryota; Fungi; Ascomycota; Dothideomycetes; Pleosporales; Pleosporaceae
Exons: 1
Coding region: 1-7278 (2425 amino acids)
Cellular component (GO): cytoskeleton
Source: RefSeq, a predicted model, not a curated record